AUGGUCAUUGACCAGGUCAUGGCACAGCCGGAUGGCCAUCUCCCCAGUUUCGACUCUGCGGAGGUAGUGCGCGGUUACAGGGUGGUCAAAUGUGAGGACCAACUCUCAAAGGUUUUCCUAGAGAAGAGCUUGGCGAACAUCAGUGAUGCUUGGGAGGGUUUGAGGCUCAAGCUCAUCCCUGCCAGUGAAAUCCCCAGGAGGCCGAGAGCUCGCAUUUGGCUCCCACGUGUAGAGAUGGAUAGCGCGGCGCUGCUAAAAUAUCUGCGUACACACAACCGUGAAAUCCCGAUGGACGACUGGGUGAUCCUCAAGGCUGAGGAGUCACAAACAACCAGCUUGUCCUUCUUACUCCUCAUUGGUGAGGAAAGUAUCGAGCCUUUGGAAAUGCCGACUGUCUCCUUCGCUUUGGUAUCCGGCGAGCCAAAGUAA
This is a messenger RNA of Rhagoletis zephyria (snowberry fruit fly), 429 nucleotides long. RefSeq lists its product as uncharacterized. The record is from RefSeq and is a predicted model, not a curated record. Lineage: Eukaryota; Metazoa; Arthropoda; Insecta; Diptera; Tephritidae.